GGGCGGCGGUGGGCGGUUCCUCUGCAACCCCCUGGUCUCCCCUUGAGCUGAGAGCGUCCCUCCGCAGCCCGGGACAAGCCACCGCCAUGGCCCUGCUCCGAGGUGUGUUCAUCGUGGCGGCUAAGCGCACGGCCUUCGGGGCUUACGGAGGUCUCCUGAAGGACUUCACAGCGACGGACUUGACGGAGUUUGCUGCCAAGGCCGCCUUGUCCGCUGGCAACAUCCCGCCUGAAACCGUUGACAGCGUCAUCGUCGGCAAUGUCAUGCAGAGCUCCUCAGAUGCUGCCUACUUGGCGAGGCACGUGGGUUUGCGAGUAGGAGUCCCUAAAGAGGUGCCGGCUCUCACGAUUAACAGGCUCUGUGGCUCCGGUUUCCAGUCCAUUAUAAAUGGAUGUCAGGAAAUCGGUGUUAAAGACGCUGACGUUGUUCUGUGUGGAGGAACAGAAAGCAUGAGCCAGGCCCCCUACUGCGUCAGGAACGUACGCUUUGGAACCAAGUUUGGAUCUGAUCUCAAGAUGGAAGAUUCUUUGUGGGCCGGAUUAACGGACCAGCACGUCCAGCUCCCCAUGGGAAUUACUGCAGAGAAUCUUGCUGCCAAGCAUUCAAUAAGCAGAGAACAAUGUGACAGAUACGCCCUACAAUCCCAGCAGCGGUGGAAAGCUGCUAACGAUGCUGGCUGCUUCACUGCGGAGAUGGCGCCCAUCGAGGUGAAGACGAAGAAGGGAAAACAGACCAUGCAAGUGGACGAGCACCCUCGGCCCCAGGCCACCCUGGAACAGCUGAGCAAACUGCCUCCGGUUUUCAAGAAGGAGGGGACCGUCACGGCAGGAAACGCCUCGGGGGUGUCUGAUGGCGCUGGAGCGGUCGUCAUCGCCAGCGAAGACGCCGUGAAGAAACACAGCUUCACACCGCUGGCCAGAGUCGUGGGCUACUUUGUGUCUGGCUGCGACCCCGCGAUCAUGGGCAUUGGCCCUGUUCCUGCUAUCAGCGGGGCACUAAAGCGAACAGGACUGAGUCUGAAGGACAUGGACUUGGUGGAAGUGAAUGAAGCUUUUGCCCCGCAGUACUUGGCCGUUGAGAAAAGUCUGGGUCUGGACCCGAGCAAAAGCAACGUGAACGGAGGAGCCAUUGCUCUGGGUCACCCGCUGGGAGGAUCGGGGUCCAGAAUCAUCUCGCACCUGGUUCACGAAUUAAGGCGUCGCGGUGGGAAAUACGCGGUGGGGUCGGCGUGCAUCGGCGGUGGCCAGGGCAUUGCGGUCAUCAUUGAGAACACGGCUUGAGGAGGACCAGGAGUGGCUGCAGCCCCGCUUUCUGCAGCUGCUCUGCCGGCUGGCCGCCUGUCGGGCUAUGGCCGGGCCCCGGGGCCCUGCCGAGUCUGACCCUGAGCUGUUGUCAUCCCUAAGAGCCCCCAACCCCUGGCCAGGCAGACAUUCUCUCCAGAUUGCCCCUGUCAGGGAUGACAUAAUUUUGACCUGAAGCCCAAUCUAGGCCUUAAAAGAAGUGCUACCCUUGCCAAAGCGCCACCACAGAUGCCUUAGGUAGUACGAUUGCUGGGAGAUACCUAAUAAACGUUGCCUUGACUAUUUCUU
Molecule: messenger RNA, 1589 nt
Organism: Echinops telfairi (small Madagascar hedgehog)
Lineage: Eukaryota; Metazoa; Chordata; Mammalia; Afrosoricida; Tenrecidae
Gene: ACAA2
Product: acetyl-CoA acyltransferase 2
Exons: 10
Coding region: 87-1280 (397 amino acids)
Biological process (GO): fatty acid beta-oxidation
Molecular function (GO): acetyl-CoA C-acetyltransferase activity
Source: RefSeq, a predicted model, not a curated record